AUGAAGGUAGUAGACCACUCAGUAUAUCCUCAGCCACCCAUGAGAUCAACACAGAUACUUCACCCACUUGACGACAAUGCUUCUGAAACUGUCAUAAGAGGCAGAAAAGGGUUGUGGAAAAAUAUUAAGAAUAAACUAAAUGAUUUAAAAGAGGGAGAAGAUGUAACAUUUGAGCAACUUCUGAAAGAACUAGAUGUUUCAGAAUAUCAAUAUAUUCUUGCUAUUCGAUCAUCACUAAAUUGUCCAACAAUAUUUCUAAAAAGAAGCCCCAAUGAGUUAAGAAUUAAUAAUUAUAACCCUGCUUACCUCCAGGCAUGGAGAGCUAACAUGGACAUUCAAUUUGUGCUGGAUGUAUAUGCCUGUGCCAUGUACAUUGUUUCCUAUAUUUCUAAAGCUGAAAAAGGAAUGAGUGAUUUGUUACGUAACGCAUGUGCUGAAGCUAAGGAAGGUAAUUCCACCAUCAAACAACAGGUCCGUGACAUUGGCAACAAGUUUUUAAACUCGGUUGAAAUAAGUGCACAAGAAGCAGUGUACAUCAUUCUGCAACUUCCCAUGAGAAAAUCUUCUCGAAAUGUUGUAUUCAUUAACAAAUCUCCUCCAAGUGAUCGUGUUGAACUAUUGAAACCUCUCAGUGAGAUUGAGAAGAUGUCAGACGAAUCUGAAGAAAUUCACUCUGGUAGACUUCUGAAACGAUAUGUAGAACGACCAGACAGUUUGAAAAAUAUUACUUUAGCUGAUUGCAGGGCAGCUUGGUACGAGAGAAAUCUGUUAAAAAAUCAGAUAUAUAUUGACAACCUUCCUUUGGAAGAUCAAGAUGAAAAUAACGAUGAUGACCUAGGUGUUCAAAACACUGAAAGUUGUGUUUCAUCUAAAAAGUCGAUCAAAAAAAGAUCGCAAACAAGAAUUAUCCGCAGUGUUUGGUUUAACAAAAAAUCUCAACCAGAAAAACAUCGUGAGUUAAUCAUGGUUUUUACUCCAUGGCGAAAUCAACAGGCCGAUUUAAUUGGAAAUUACUCUUCCUUUGAAGAACAUUACGAAGCUCGAAAAAUGGCUCUUCAUCCAUACAUUUAA
This is a messenger RNA of Paramuricea clavata, 1071 nucleotides long. NCBI's taxonomy places the organism in Eukaryota, Metazoa, Cnidaria, Anthozoa, Malacalcyonacea, Plexauridae. The record is from the annotation of a GenBank genome assembly.